UGUUGCUAUGGCGACAAAGAAGAACUCAACUUAAUAGUGAAGACUAGCUGUAAGACUUUGGCAAACUUCUGCUUGUUGUAGAUCUGAUUCUGGACCAGCUUUCACCAGCUUUUUUUUUAACAUGGUCAACAAACUUCUCCCGGCCCAGGAGGCCGCCAAAAUUUACCACACCAAUUACGUCCGGAAUGCUCGGGCCAUUGGCGUGCUCUGGACAAUAUUCACCAUUUGCUUUGCCAUCAUCUCCAUGGUGGUCUUCAUCCAGCCGUACUGGAUCGGGGACAGUGUGGACACUCCUCAGUCGGGCUACUUCGGCCUCUUUCACUACUGCAUCGGCAACCCCAUCACCGGAGAACUGGUGUGCAAAGGAAGCGCCCUGGACUUCGGGUCAAUUCCCUCCGGAGCGUUCAAGACCGCCAUGUUUUUCGUGGGCAUCUCCUUCCUUCUGAUUGUAGGCACCAUCGGCUGCUUCGGUCUGUUCUUCUUCUGCAACGCCGGCAGCGUCUACAAGAUCUGUGCCUGGAUGCAGCUGGCAGCGGCAACCUGCAUGGUGAUAGGCUGUAUGAUCUAUCCGGAUGGAUGGGACUCUGAAGAAGUGAAGCGAAUGUGUGGCCAGCGCACAGAUAAAUACACACUGGGCAACUGCACAGUGCGGUGGGCCUACAUCCUGGCCAUCAUUAGCAUCAUGGACUCGCUUAUCCUGUCUUUCCUAGCCUUUGUGCUGGGAAACCGUCAGGACAAGCUGCUGCCCGAGGACUUCCAUGUGGAAGAGAAGAAAGAAGAAGCAUGAGUUCUCCAAACAACUGCUGAAGCUGAACCUUCUGAGAUGACAUCCUUCUUUAUCCAUUUUCGCCAACCACUGUUGUCUGCCUGAAGGCCAUGAAGAAAUAUCUCUGAAACACAAAGGAGCAUUUUCCCAAACAAAGAUUAUAUUUUGGACUGCAGAGUAUAUUGAAUUGAAUUUUUUUUAGUCUUAGUUUAGGACUAAGACUAGACACAAGGCCUGUCCAGAAACCCAACUCAAUUAGUUUAAGGAUUUAUCAUUUUUGAUAAUUUGUGAGUAAGUGUAGUGUUAGAAUCUGGACUGUUUACACUGACAUUUAUGAGUUUGGAAUGAUUCUUUAUAUUCUGAUUUAUUGUCUUUAGAACUGGUACAAUUUUAGAACCUUUAUUAAUUUUAAUAAAGAUUUUGUUAAUU
Astyanax mexicanus (Mexican tetra) is the source of this 1195-nucleotide messenger RNA. It is a transcript of the gene lhfpl5a, whose product is annotated as LHFPL tetraspan subfamily member 5a. Gene Ontology annotation, cellular component: plasma membrane. Gene Ontology annotation, biological process: detection of mechanical stimulus involved in sensory perception; sensory perception of sound. The record is from RefSeq and is a predicted model, not a curated record. NCBI's taxonomy places the organism in Eukaryota, Metazoa, Chordata, Actinopteri, Characiformes, Acestrorhamphidae. The coding region runs from base 122 to 787 and encodes 221 amino acids. The transcript is spliced from 3 exons.